This is a messenger RNA of Fusarium proliferatum ET1, 4419 nucleotides long. RefSeq lists its product as uncharacterized. The record is from RefSeq and is a predicted model, not a curated record. The coding region runs from base 1 to 4419 and encodes 1472 amino acids. Gene Ontology annotation, molecular function: nucleic acid binding; RNA-DNA hybrid ribonuclease activity. NCBI's taxonomy places the organism in Eukaryota, Fungi, Ascomycota, Sordariomycetes, Hypocreales, Nectriaceae. The transcript is spliced from 2 exons.
AUGGCAGUAGAAACGAACAAGGAAUGGCACACUUAUGUGGUCUCACACUUUCCCAGAAGACUGACCGACUUUCGCGGCAAUGAGGUGGAUAGUGACAGCGUUGUCAGCGAUGAGAUAGAAAUCCAGACAGGGCUCAAGCCCGUUGAUAUACGUACUGGGAGACAAUUCUCGGAUAAUCCCUUGACCAAGACUCUACUUGUGUCCUUUCUCAAGCCCACCAAGAGAUUCUGGUCCCUCUUUGGCAGCCGUGCAGCCAGACUCAUAGACAAAACCGUCCAACCUAAACAGUGCGAAACGUGCUGGGACUACCACUUUGCCCGCAACUGCCGUAGACAGCCAGUCUGCCGACGCUGUGGCAAGACUGACCAUAUCGCAGACGGCUGUGCUGCACCAGAACAGUGCGUCAACUGCUUAGGGCCCCACGACGCCAGCCUUCGUAAGUGCCCAGCUCGGCCGAAGAAAGUGCGCGGCGUCCUUCGCCGGCUUACCAAAGAACAACGAGAACAUGUCCGAAUGGUGGGCGCGGAAACAUACCGACAACGAUAUUCAGAAACACAGCUAGAGACGCAUAUGGAAUCCCAACAAGGAGCGUCUGAACUGCGAAGGGGCGACAUCGGACUAGAUGAACAGCCAGACGCUCACGCUCCGAGUCCAGCUGCAUCGGGAGCACCCUCGAAUAGGUACUCGCAGACACGAAAGAACGACAAGAAGCCUCUCAAGGUCUUCCAGGCCAACGUCGGCAAGAUCCCUCCGGCCCACGACUGCGCCCUGGCGCUAGCCGACUCAGAACGAUAUGACAUUGUACUCCUGCAGGAGCCGUGGACAGCUCAUACUAAAGCCCGCUGCCUAACCAAGACACAUCCUGCGUACGACACGUUCACGCCAGUCGACAUGUGGAACAGCAACGACACUCGGCCUAGAGUGAUGACAUAUGUUCGACGAGACCCAAGACUUCUGGCUGACCAGAUUCGCCCCUUUGAGACACGUGACAUUCUUUGGAUCACAGUCAACGGCAUGACGAUAGCCAACUUUUAUCGCCAGAACGACGAGAAGGACGCCUUGAACACGCUACUUCGAUGGCCUGUGCCGGAGCGCUGCCUCGUCGCUGGCGAUUUCAAUGCCAGACACCAUAGUUGGCAGACGGGCCAAGCUACGAAUCGCGGCCAAGAAAUUGCAGACUGGACGUCAGAGAACGACCUCAACCUUCUCAAUACUCUAGACAUACCGACAAAUCCGCACGGCAACACAAUCGAUCUUGCAUUCACCAACCUGCCGCUGGCCGAAACUACUGUCGAGGACCACCUCGCCACUAGCUCCGACCAUUUCACACUCAGCUUGACCUUCCCUGAUAUUAGAUCGACUCCGAUGCAGCCGGCCAAGAUCCGAGUGACGACGGAAGACGAGCUCAAACGAUUCGUCGAGAUCGUAGAACUUGGAACCACGGAAAUCCCCCUGACACACUCGACCCCUGCGGAACUAGACGAGCUUACGUUGGCACUCGUAAAUCUACUAACAUCAGCAGCAAAAGCAUCUGGCCGGCCUGCACGCAAAGGUGGACGUCCAGCUCCCUGGUGGACGGAGGAGUGCGCCGACGCCGCGGCUACUUUUCGAGCCAUCAGACGUAGCUACCCUCUGGGCUUCAACCAAGAUGUCCAGAUGGCCAAGCGAGACUUUCACCGUGUAGUUCGUCGUGCUAAAAGGAAGUAUUGGCGGAACCUCAUCGAUAGCUUCUCCAGCAGCAGCGCUGUUUUCAAAGCUGUCCGGUGGCUGAAAUCCCCUGGAGCCUUUCAGCCUCCACCGCUACAAGUCGACAAUGUUGUCUAUGAGACCCAGAUAGACAAAGCCAAUGCACUCCGACAGGCUACGUUAGAACGAAGAACUGCAGAGGACGACAUUGCAAACCCUUGGACGCCUGUCACUCCUCGUAGACCGAUACCGUUCCCUUCAGAGAUCUCCAUGGAAGAGGCGCAGUAUGCAACCCUGAGCACAGGCAACACGUCCCCGGGAUCGGACAACAUCACAGUCAAACUUCUCGAGACAGUAUGGCAUAUCAUCGGGACACACAUCCGCCGUCUCUUCGCAAGAUGCCUUGCAACAGGCCAUCAUCCAAAAGUAUUCAAGGAAGCGGAGGUGGUCAUGAUCGCAAAACCGGGGCGCAGAGACCUCACAGAACCACGAGCAUGGCGACCAAUCUCACUGCUCUCUUGUCUCGGCAAGGGACUCGAGCGGCUGAUCGCACGCCGUCUGGCCUGGGCAACGGUGCACUUCAGCGUCCUUCACCCACAGCAAACGGGGGCGUUGCCCAAGAGGUCGGCAACAGACCUGGUGACAGCCCUGAUACAUGACAUCGAAGAAGCGUUUGCGAGCAAGAAAGUGGCGACUCUAGUCACAAUGGAUAUCCAGGGUGCUUUCGAUAGCGUCAUGUGCAAUAGGCUCGUCCUGCGUCUUCGCGAACAGGGCUGGCCUAACCAUUUGGCUCGCUGGGCUGGCUCCUUCAUGAGCGGCCGGUCUGCGCGUGUCAGGUACCAAGACACCGUCACGCCCUCUUCUCCCCUACAGUGCGGCCUCCCUCAGGGGUCGCCGGUAUCGCCGAUUCUCUUUCUGCUCUACACUGAGCCAAUCUAUCGACUGGGCAAUCCCCGGGGUCGCUUCGGCUAUGCAGACGACACGGCCAUCCUGUCCAUAGCCGACACGUUAGACGAGACUACUGCUAUGGCAUCCAGCUCCAUCGCCGAGAUGGUGCGAUGGGGCGCAGCGAACGGCGUUUCCUUUGACACGAAGAAGACCGAAGUCAUGCACUUCUCCCGUAGCAAGCUCAGGACUGCUCCAGCAGUACGCCACGGCGAUGCAGAGAAGCACCCCGAAUCAGCUCUGCGCUGGCUUGGCAUCUGGCUGGAUAGCAGGCUAUCGUUCAGGCUCCACGUCGAGAAGUGGGCGGCUAAAGCGAAGACAGUAGCCUAUCAUUUACGGGGUCUCACUAACACGAUACACGGCCCUCUACCGAGCGCCGUUCGAAGUGCUGUCAGAGCAUGUGUCGAGCCAGUGCUACUUCACGGCUUGGAGGCGUGGUAUCCAGGCAGCACUAGGCCGCGAUGGAAUCAGCCCACAAAGGAACUACCGUCGAGCAAUCAGCAUCUCAUACAAAUAAUGAACAAAGCCAUGAAUCAGGCCAUGAGAGCGAUACUACCUGUCUGGAAGACGACUCCCACCGCCAUCCUACAUAGGGAAAGCGGUAUACCACCAAUUGACCAAUUGCUCGAAGCAAAGCGACUAAGAUUCGCCGCACGACUUAAAUCGCUAGACGAGGCUCACCCUCUGGCGGGCCGAACGCGCCCGCGUCGACCGCCUGACCGACCUACCUACCACGACCUCAUCAAACGAAGAUACCAAAUACAGACAAAAAGUGUCUUCAGGACACGUCUCCGACGCACCGACGAGCUGCUUGCGCCCUGCGAGCGGCCAAAACUCGUCCAGCGAUGCUUCCAUCAAGAACAGAUGCCUCCACUCCAGAUGGCGUCAAAAGAGAAAUCGACCGGCGCCUUCCUCCACUGGGUUGAGAGACUCGACCCGCUCACCUUGGUCGUAUACUCAGAUGGCUCUCUAUCCUCGGAAGGAGCUGCAAGCUACGGCUUCACCAUUCAUCAGAACAAUGUCCCCAUCUUCGAUGGAUCAGGUCGCCUUGGGCCUGCCGAGGUCUUCGACGCUGAAGCUACUGGGGCAUUAGAGGGCCUCAAAGCUGCCCUGAACCUGCAAGGGUCAGCAGCGCAAACCAUUUUCAUCUGUCUAGAUAACCUCGCGGCCGCCACGUGCCUGCGAGGCACGCCCUCCGACUCCUCUCAAGACGUCUUUCUCGAGUUUCAGGCUCUAGCGGCAUCGCACGGAGCCACACAAGUACUCUGGGUCCCAGGACACUCCUCUAUCCCUGGCAAUGAACAGGCCGAUAAACUGGCAAAAGCAGCGUCAUCACUCCUCGAACCUGAAGGUGCUCAACCAACGCUGGCUUACCUACGACGGAUCGCGAGACAAAAACCAAAAGAAGCAUUCGAGACGUGGUGGUCUACCUCCGCUCCUGAGCAAUACAAGAGACUCAACCUCAAGGCGACUACAGGCUGCCCACCAGAGCUGACGCUCCCGCGCGCAGCCUUACACCACUUGCUGGCAGCGAGGUCCCUCCACGGGGACUUCGCCGCGUAUCACGAGAGGUUCGACCACGGCGAUGCGCGCCUGGUCUGCUCAUGCGGCCGACGCAAAGCACCGGAUCAUAUCUUCUACUGCAGAAAGGUACCGCAGCGUCAUCGGAUGAGGCUAGCACCCUCACCGAAUGCAGCAGUCAAUCUAGCAAUAGGAAGAGACUUUACCAAGUUUAUCGAUCUGUCUAAAGACAGCGCGUUCUUUGGGAAAAUUUGCCCUCGCUACUAG